AUGACUGCUCUGCGGACAUCAGAUGGAACAACUACAGAGAAGGGGGAUGGUGAAAGUCAUCAUUCCUCGGCAACCAUGUCCACUUGGCGUCUCACCAUCUGGGUGAAGGUGGACAUGUCAUUCCAAAGUGCCACUCUCGAAGACGCGAUGCGAGGAUUGGAAUGGGAUAACAUGGAUAGGAAAGCUGACGACCGGCACUUGCACCAUCUUCGUUUCGAUGACAUCGUUCUGAUAACAUCAAGCAUCGAUCACGAGAGACGGAUGCUGGCCGAAUUUGAUGAAACGUGA
Molecule: messenger RNA, 288 nt
Organism: Necator americanus (New World hookworm)
Lineage: Eukaryota; Metazoa; Nematoda; Chromadorea; Rhabditida; Ancylostomatidae
Exons: 2
Coding region: 1-288 (95 amino acids)
Source: RefSeq, a predicted model, not a curated record